Xenopus laevis (African clawed frog) is the source of this 619-nucleotide messenger RNA. RefSeq names its product putative protein kinase C delta type homolog. The coding region runs from base 1 to 591 and encodes 196 amino acids. Lineage: Eukaryota; Metazoa; Chordata; Amphibia; Anura; Pipidae. The record is from RefSeq and is a predicted model, not a curated record. The transcript is spliced from 5 exons.
AUGAAGAGGAUACAUCUAGAUUUCGGAGAUUCGGACCCAGGACCCUCACGAGAGAAAAGAAAGAAAACAACGGAGAGAGCGAGGAGUCUGGAGGAGCAGUGGGUCCCAGAUAAGUGCUGCAGGGAGGAGAAAAGGAAAAGAGAGGAGAGCAAUAAAGGAGGAGCUGACACCGUGAGACCAGCUAAGUCUUCGAGGCUUGACCCGCUCAGUGUCUCCAGCUAUGACAUCUUCUCUAAGCUGGGAGCUGGAGGAUUUGGCAAAGUCAUGCUGGCCAAACUGAAAGGCAGGGGGCCAUAUGUGGCACUAAAAUCAAUAAGAAAAGCAGAGGAGACCAACUACAGCAACCUUGCCACUGAGGCACACGUUCUGAAAAUCUCAACGGAUUGCCGAUUCCUCUGCCAAGGCUAUGCUGCUUUUGAAACCCAGCGGCAUGCCUUCUAUGUUAUGGAGUAUCUGAGCGGGGGAAACCUAGGAGACGAGUUGGAUAAACGCGGCCGGUUUGAUAUGGACAGAGUCCGGUUCUAUUCAGCAGAGAUUAUUUGUGGCCUGCAAUUCCUGCAUAGCAAAGGGAUCAUCCAUCGGUCAGUAUAGAUUUUUUCAUCUCUAUAACAUAAUACAG